This is a messenger RNA of Rotaria sp. Silwood2, 1986 nucleotides long. NCBI's taxonomy places the organism in Eukaryota, Metazoa, Rotifera, Eurotatoria, Philodinida, Philodinidae. The record is from the annotation of a GenBank genome assembly.
AUGUCAUCACCAUCUAAACGUCUUCGUAAACAUUCACAAAAUGAAUUUAUAUCAUUAAUGAUAUCAUCUAAACGUUUACCAUCAUCAUCAUAUAAUCAAAUAACUGAAUUAAAUUUAUCAAAUUUACAAUUAAUUAAAAUUGAUUCAUUUCCAUUUGAAUAUUUGCCAAAAUUAAUUUCACUUGAUUUAUCAUAUAAUCAAUUAAUUUCAAUUAAUUAUGAUUGGUCAAAAUCUCAUGAGAAUUUUAUUGAAAAAUUAAAUAUAAGUCAUAAUAAAUUAGAAACAUUAUUAUUUCUCAAAGAUUUUAAACAUAUAAAAACAUUAAAUAUAACUGAAAAUUUAUUUGGAAAUAUUGAAAAAUUUUUAUCAUUGUAUUUAUGUCCAACAAUUGAACAUUUUAUUGAUUCAAAUUAUGAUCAAAUUGAUGAUAAUCAAUUAAAGUUAGAUCAAUGGUUACAAUUAAUUGAAACAAAAAUUGAUCGUUUAUGGUCAUUAUCAUAUUAUGAUAAAUAUAAACAAGAAUCAAUUAAUGAUAAAAAUAAUCAUAUUAUUAAACAAUUACUUGAUGAUUUUCGUCAUACUAUGAUAAAAAUUUUUGAAAAACAACAUAAUUUUUCUCAAAUACAUUUAUCACCAUUAGCUAAUUAUUUAAUUGGUAUUAAAAUUAAUGAACUUUGUGAAUCAUUACCAAAAAAAAAUCAAUCAAAAAAAAGUUUAAAAACACAUUUAACUGAGGAUUUCAAUGAUUUAAUGAAUACAAAAACUUAUUUUGAACCAAUUAAAUUUCUUCGUUGUCAUCAAACAUCUGAUAAUGAUUUAACAACAAUAUCUGUACGAAUGUGUGCAUUUGAACCAAAUGCAUCUAAUCAUAUAUUGGCUAGUUGUGGUGGUCAAAAAAUAUGUUUUAUUGAUUGUGAUGCAUGUGAAGUAACACAUCUAUAUGAAGUACCUUCAUUACGUUCAACUGCAAUACCAAUUGGACGAAAGAUAAAAGAUAAAAAUGAUAAAACAAAUGGAGAAUAUUUUUCAUGUUUAUGUUGGAUAGAAAUUCCACAAGAAAAUGAAACUUUGAAAGUAUUAGCAGUUGGUGCAACAAAUGGACAUAUUUAUCUUAUAUCAUAUAAAUGGAAAAUUAUGUUUGGACAUAUUGAAUUACCUAGUUCAUCAAUUAGUUGUUUAACUUGGCAUUCAACAGAUUCAUCAACAUUAGUCAUUGGUUCCUAUCAUAGUGUUCGUUACCUUAAUAUUCAAUCCUAUAUUGAUCGUUUUCUAUCAUUUAUUCGUAAGAAAACGUCACCAACCGCACAAUUUGAUUAUGUUGAAUCAACAAUGGUUGUGAAUAAAAUUUCCUCAACACAUGUUUAUAAUUUUGAUAAUGGUGAUGAUACAAUUCUUCAUAUAACUGAUUUACUUUUUUAUCCAUUAUCAAAAACAAAUAUUCCACUUCUAGUUGGUACAAGUUCAGGUUUAUUUAUUAUACAAAAACAAAUUCCAAUGAGAUUAACAUUUCCAAAAUCCAUGUGUACAGUUGGAGAACAUAUUGAAUCAAUUCGUUUAAUUGAUAGUCAAACUCAUUUAAUUGCAAUAAAUAUUCUUGGUUUUGAUCAAAUAUGUUGUUUCGAUCUUGAGCAAACUCUUCCAAAUCAACAAUUACAUAUUAUUCUUACAUUACCAAAUCCUUAUCGACAGAUUCCAACGAAAAUGGCAAUAUGUUUAACAAAUAAUGAAAAUGAUCAUACACCAACAACAAUGUCAUUUGAAUGUAUCAUUGGUAGUGAUCAUGGUUCAUUUUAUUGUCAUCAAAUUCGAAUGAAUUCAAUCAAUAAAAAACUUAAAAAACCAACAUUUGAUAAUAAACGUUAUGAAAUAUCAUGGCCACAAGCUAAAACAUCUACAAUACCUAGUCUUCUUUCAGCUAGUCUCAAUGAGAAUUAUCUUUGUUUAACAACAAAUAAUAAUUUGAUAUGUAUAUAUAAACGAAAGUAA